AUGUCGGCACCCGACGUCACCGCCGCAAAUGUGGCAGAGAUCCUUCAGAAUGAUCGCAUGGUCAAGGUGGCCGGAAUCGAUGUGGAUGGCCAGCUGCGCGGCAAGCUCAUGAAGAAGAGCAAGUUCUUGUCCAUAGUUGUGGAGGGCUUUGGCUUCUGCUCGGUGAUUUUUGGCUGGGACCAGCAUGAUAUGACUUACUACAAGGAGCUCUCGAUCAGCAAUAAGGAAAACGGCUAUCGCGACCUUGUCGCAGUCCCAGAUCUGAGCAGCUUUCGUCGGAUCCCUUGGGAGAACAAUGUGCCUUUCUUCCUCGUCAGCUUUUUGGACCCGGACACGCGAGAGCCGGUUUGCGCGUGCCCACGCGGGCUGUUGAAGACCGUAUCAGCGAAAGCCGAGGCUGCGGGUUAUCGCGCCAUGGCGGGUGCUGAGUAUGAGUUCUACCAGUUCCGGGCACCAAGCGAUCACCCCAGUCCAGAACGCGCGGCGACGGCCACGGCAACCUUCCUGCAGACGAAUCCAGUGGAUUCAUUACCAUCACUAACGGAGGGCAUGUUCGGAUACUCGAUUACUCGGCCCCUGCACAACCAGGAAUACUAUUAUGGCAUCUUCGAUGCCUGCGAACAGUUCCGUUGCGAUAUUGAGGGGUGGCACACGGAGAGUGGACCCGGUGUUUUCGAGGCUGCACUUCAAUUCGGCGAGGCCAAGGAAAUGGCCGAUAAGGCUGGCUUGUUCAAAUACGUCGUCAAGGCAUACGGCAUCAAGCAUGGCAUCACACCGUGUUUCAUGGCCAAGCCGCGCCAGGGCCUGCCUGGCAACAGCGGCCACAUGCACAUUUCCCUCGUCACUGCGGAUGGCAAGAAUGCCUUUAUCCGUGACACUCCCGACCCCUCUCCUCCUUACCCAGAUGUGGCACACCUGUCGGAUUUGGGUCGCCAUUUCCUGGCCGGUCUGUUGGUGGGUCUACCGGACGUCAUGCCGCUCUUUGCGCCCACGAUCAACUCCUACAAGCGCCUGGUGGAGAACUUUUGGGCUCCAGUUACCGUAUCCUGGGGCCUGGAGCACCGCGCAGCGUCCAUUCGCCUGAUCACGCCGCCAACAGCCAGUGCAAAGGCCACCCGCUUCGAAGUCCGCACUCCCGGCGCUGAUACCAACCCACACUUUGUUCUUGCCGCCAUCAUGGCCCUCGGCUGGAGAGGUGUAGAGAAGAAGCUUGAGAUUCCCGUACCACCCUUGAGCAAGGGCGAGGAUAUGGGUGGCGCCAGUGACCAGGGUGUUCGGCUGGCUAAAUCUCUGAAGGAGGCAGUCGCUACAUUCACACGACCGGAUAGUGUGGCACGCGAGGUGUUUGGAGAUAGCUUUGUGGACCACUUCGGUGGCACGAGGGAGCACGAGAUUCGUCUGUGGGAGGAGGCUGUUACCGACUGGUAA
Messenger RNA from Penicillium daleae, 1428 nucleotides. Its product is annotated as glutamine synthetase family protein. The record is from RefSeq and is a predicted model, not a curated record. Lineage: Eukaryota; Fungi; Ascomycota; Eurotiomycetes; Eurotiales; Aspergillaceae. The coding region runs from base 1 to 1428 and encodes 475 amino acids. Gene Ontology annotation, molecular function: glutamine synthetase activity. The transcript is spliced from 4 exons.